This is a messenger RNA of Cuscuta epithymum, 1526 nucleotides long. The record is from the annotation of a GenBank genome assembly. NCBI's taxonomy places the organism in Eukaryota, Viridiplantae, Streptophyta, Magnoliopsida, Solanales, Convolvulaceae.
CGUUUCUCUUCCUUUCUUCCCUUUUUUUUUUUAUAUGUAACGGAUAACGUCCUUACCACCUUAUCAUCAUUCGUUCACGAUCACCAUACUGCCCACCCGAGUAAUCCGUUUCUCUUUUCUUUCCGCCGCCUCUGCUAUUCCCAAAGCCCCUCUGAUUCGAUCAUCUUUUCCCUUUUCGUUGUUUUCAAUCAAUCGUUGAUUUGCUUAAUUAAUUAAUGGACUGUGCCCUCUUCUCCCGCACCACCUCGUCCUCUGCUCUUAAUUGUUCAACUAUCACGGCGGAGAACGCCAAGCCGCCGCUCCGGUUGGGUUUUCAGAAUUGGCGGGCCCGGGAUUCUGUUCCCCGGUCGCGGAGGCGAUUGGUUUUGGUGGCCAGUGAUAGGAAUAGUGGUAAUCAGUGUGAAUUCAGCGGAUUGACCGCCCCGUUGGAGCCGAUAACGCAGCCGGGGAGGCUAUUGAGCACGGUGUUUCAGAAUGAUCGAGAGUAUUUUCCGAUCGCCGUGGAGAAGCAGCUGAAGCAAUUGGCUUGCGACCGGGAUGAAGCCGUCGCGAGGAUGAAUUUGAGCUUGGGUUCUGAUGAAGCAUGCCUCCACAGGAGAAUUGCUGAUUUGAGAGAGAUGGAUUGCCAAGCUGGAGUUGAAGAUGUGAUGUACAUGCUAAUACUAUACAAGUUCUCCCAGAUAAAGGUCCAUUUAGUUCCCCGACUAGCCAAAUGCAUUUAUAAUGGGAGGUUAGAAAUAUGGCCUUCAAGGGACUGGCAAUUGGAGUCAAUACACAGCUCGGAAGUCCUUGGUAUGGUCAAAGACCAUCUUGCCACCGUCAUUGGUUGGAGUCCAGACUCGGGUGUCACGGAUAAUUGGGCCCCAACCAAAGUCCGUCGGCUCCACCUAAGCAAAGUCUAUGCCAAAUCUAUUCUAUACGGUUAUUUUCUCAAAUCUGUUUCACUGAGACACCAUCUUGAACGAACUUUUCUUGAAGACUAUUCAUUAUCAAGCAAAAGACCACUUUGUCCUUCGGGUCCGGGGAGUGGUUUGCAAAUGUCAUUAGUUCAGGAGGCGAAGCCCGAAACAACGUUGAAGUCUUAUGUGAUGAGGAGAUUUGAUAGAGAAACCGUACAAAUAUAUGGUAAGCCAAAAUCUAAGGCUGCAAUCAACCUGAUGGAGAGGCACACAAAUGCGUUGUUUGGGGUUGUAGAUAGAGAUGAUGUAAUUUCAACUUCAUUGGCUAGUCUUAAAAGGAUUGUGUUAGAGGCUGUUGCUUUUGGCUCUUUCCUAUGGGAAAUCGAAGAAUACACCAACACUACAUAUAACCAUGAGGCUUACUAGUUACUAAGUUUGUGGUGUAUAUAUGCUUUCUCAUAUGUAUGUAAUAUAGUUUUAGUGAAUUAGUGCCUCUUGUUCCAUACAACACUUUCACCACAAGUUUAGUUUCAUAAUCGGUGCUCGGAUAUACAAGAAUGUUCAUCUUCCAAUUAUGAGAGCAUCACAAUUAAUUAAUUAUCAUUGGUGAAGUAUAUGAAAUUAUAU